GGCAUCACGUGCCGCUCGGCGGCCCCCGAGCAUGCCCAGCUCCGGCUCCGGCUCCGGCUGGGGCUCGGGCUGCGGCUCCGGCUCGGGCUGGGGCUGGCCGGGAGGAUGCUGCGGCCGUAGGCAGCGGGGGGGACCCGGGCCAUGCCCUCCCCGCACGCCACAAUGAAAGGCGGAACACAUUCCUGCACCCAGUGACGGGACAGGUCCCCGAGGACAACUCAAGACUUGACUUGCAAAAACCAACCUUGGACAUGUCAAGCAAAACGGGUGGCAAGCGACCGGCGACCAUCACCAGCGAGCCCUCCAACCACGCCAUGGUGUCGGAGGUGCCCCUGGAGCGCCCUGGAGGCCGGGUGGGUGCCCGGAGCCAGGCGUCACGGCAGGCAGCAGCGGAGACAGGAUGCCGGGGACCCCCCCGGGGACUGAGCGGCUCCUCUCCCCCUCUGCAGGCUUCGCGCUCCUCCCGCAAGGGCAUCGCCUUCGGGAAGCGCUCCAAUUCCAUGAAGAGGAACCCCAACGCCGCCGUCACCAAAAGCGGCUGGCUCUACAAGCAGGCCAGCUCGGGGGUGAAGCAGUGGAACAAGCGCUGGUUCGUGCUGGUGGAUCGCUGCCUCUUCUACUACAAAGACGAGAAGGAGGAGAGCAUCCUGGGCAGCAUCCCCCUCCUCAGCUUCCGCGUGGCGGCCGUGCAGCCCUCCGACAACAUCAGCAGGAAGCACACGUUCAAGGUGACGGUGUGCUGGGUGGAGGAGAUGCCGGCGAGUAACGAGCAGUCCCUGUCUCCCCAGGCGGAGCACGCCGGCAUCCGGACGUACUUCUUCAGCGCCGAGAACACGGAGGAGCAGGAGUCCUGGAUCCAAGCCAUGGGCGAAGCCGCCCGGGUGCAGAUCCCCCCGACCCAGAGGCACGAGAAGCCAGACUCUGAAAACAUCCCCCCCAGCAAACACCACCACCACCGCAACGCCGCCCACCGCGAGCACCCCAAAGCUGACCCCGACGCCAAGACCCGGGGGGAAGGCGACGGCCGUGGCUCAGAGAAGAUCGAGAGGAAGCCGGAGAGGACGGAGAGCAAGAAAGAGCCCUUGGCCAAAGCCAACGGCAUCGCCGGGCAGGAGAUGCCCUCGGAGCCCGGCAGUCCUUACCCUGAGGCACCCCGGGUACCGGCGAGCGCGGAGCGGCCGCCCCAGCCCAACGGCUGGGCAUACUCGUCACCCAGCCGGCCCGGCAGCACCGCGUACCCCCCGCCCGACGGGGAGAGCGUGGUCCACCGCCGGGGCUUUGCCCCCCGCACCAACCCCGAGAAGAUCGCCCAGCGCAAGAGCUCCAUGACGCAGCUGCAGCAGUGGGUGAACUCGCGCCGGGGGGCUGUGCCCCCCGAGGAGCUGCGGAGCCCCACCAGGUUUUACCCCGUGUCUCGCCGGGUGCCCGACUACUAUUCUCCCUACUCGCCCCAGUACCCCGAGGAGUACCAGUACUACCCGCCGGGGGUGCGCCCCGACAGCAUCUGCUCCAUGCCCGCCUACGAGCGGGUGAGCCCGCCCUGGGCGCUGGAGGACAAGCGUCAUUCCUUCCGCAACGGGGGCACCUACCAGCUCCGCGACUGGAAGGAACACCCCGGGUUCGGCCGGCAAGACGUCCCGCUCUGGCUACCCGCUGCCGGGAGGCAGCCGACUUACUUGGAUGAGGUGGAUGCGGCCUCGGGCUCCCUGCGACGGAUGUCGCUGCAGCCCCGCUCCCGCUCCGUGCCCCGCUCACCCAGCCAGGGCUCCUACAGCCGGGCGCGGGUGUACUCCCCGGUCCGCUCGCCCAGCGCCCGCUUCGAGCGGCUGCCGCCCCGGGGAGAGGAGAUUUACGCCGACCCCACCACCUUCAUGAUGAGGCGAUCCAUCAGUUCUCCCAAGUACGACUAUCUGGGAGACAGACGGCCCGUCCCUGCGGGAAUGUAUCCGUACCACUACCCGGCAUCCCCCACCGUCCACGACAAAAUGGAUGAACUUUUAGACCUUCAGUUGCAAAGAAACCUAGAGUAUUUGGACCAGCAGAUGAGCGAGAGCGAAACCCUGAUCAGUAUGGUGAACAGGAUGGUGGAGACCUCCUCCCCUAGGGCUCAGCUCUACAUGCAAGUGACACCCUUCCCGGAGGCCUACAGGGAGACGCUGCAUGCCUACAAGAUAAGCGAGCAAGACACCGAUAAGCUGCUGGGGAAGCUCUGCGAGCAGAACAAGGUGCUGCGGGAGCAGGAGAGGCUGGUGCAGCAGCUCCGAGCAGAGAAGGAGAGCCUGGAGAGUGCCCUGAUGGGGACGCACCAGGAGCUGGAGAUGUUCGGGAGCCAGCCCGCAUACCCGGAGAAGCUGCUGCACAAGAAGGAGUCGCUCCAGAACCAGCUCAUCAACAUCCGCGUGGAGCUGUCGCAGGCCAGCACGGCCUUGGCGAAUAGCACAGCUGAGUACGAGAGCCUGGAGAGCGAGGUGUCCGCCCUGCACGACGACCUCUGGGAGCAGCUGAACCUGGACAUCCAGAACGAAGUGGUCAACCGGCAGAUCCAGAAGGAGAUCUGGCGGAUCCAGGACGUGAUGGAAGGGCUGAGGAAGAACAACCCGUCCCGCGGCACGGACACUGCCAAGCACAGAGUGGCCAUCGGCCCCUCGGGGACGUACAGCUCCAACAGCCCCGCCAGCCCCCUGAGCUCGGCCAGUCUCACCAGCCCCCUCAGCCCCUUCUCCCUCAUCUCCGGCUCCCAGGGCUCGCCCACCAAGCCAGCACCCGGCGAGGAACCGGGCCCGCCUCGACCUCCCCUCCCCAAGUCCUACGUACCCCUGGAGUCUCCUCCGACUGUUCCUCCGCUCCCCGGCGAGAGCCGCCUCUGGCCGUACCCCACCUCCCCUUCCUGGCAGCAAGGCGGCGAGGCGAAGAGGGGACAGCCCAAGACGAGCUUCGAGCAGAGCAAGAAAGAGGUGCAGCGAGCAGCCCCCCCUGGACCCACGGCCGAGGGGCUCCUGCAGAGCCGGCAGGAGCAGGACGCGGAGAAGCAGGCGGCUCUCAACAAGGUGGGCAUCGUCCCCCCCAGGACCAAGUCUCCAGCGGAGGAGGAGGCGGUGCCGGCUGCCGGCAUGCCAAGGAGGAGCGUGGGUGGCAUGGCCAACGGGCUCAGCUCCCGGGAGAGACCAAAGAGUGCUGUGUUCGCCAAUGAAACGAAGGUGAAGAUGAGCGUGGAGGAGCAGAUCGACCGCAUGAAGCGCCACCAGAGCGGCUCCAUGAAGGAGAAGCGGCGCAGCCUGCAGCUCCCCAGCAGCCAUCAGCCCGAGACCCCCGGCACAAAGGCACCUGCCUCCUACAAGGUGGUGCGCCGGCACCGCAGCAUCCACGAGGUUGAUAUCUCCGACCUGGAGGCAGCGCUGCGUUCCGACGACCCCGGCAAGGUCUACGAGACACCCCAGGAGGAGAUCGCCCGGCUGCGCAAGAUGGAGCUGGAGCCGCAGCACUACGACGUGGACAUCAACAAGGAGCUCUCCACGCCGGAUAAAGUCCUCAUCCCUGAGCGGUACGUCGAACUGGAGCCCGACACGCCGCUCAGCCCCGAGGAGAUGAAGGAGAAGCAGAAGAAAGUGGAAAGGAUCAAGACCCUCAUUGCCAAAUCCAGCCUGCAGAACGUCAUCCCCCUGGGCGAGGGGGAGGUGGACGUCCCCCAGGACCCCGAGACCCAGCUGCAGGAGCAGGAGAAGAGGAUAGAGAUCUCGUGUGCUCUGGCUGCCGAAGCCUCCCGCCGGGGCCGCAUGCUCUCGGCUCAAUGCGCUACCCCAAGCCCUCCCACCUCCCCAGCCUCCCCGACUCCACCGACCAACCCCCUCUCGUCUGAAACAUCCCGGGCCGCCGACAACAGCCAUUUUAUGCGUGUCUGAGCCAUGAACUCAAGCCCUGUCUGCUGCUGGCGCCGUCAAGUUCCACGGGGCCACGUUUUAACGUCCCGACACGACAGUGAACCUCUCACCAUCGUUUUCGGUUCUCCCGGACCCCCUUCCCUCCCGCCGACGGCGAGACCACCCGGCACAGCCCAGUGGGGAGACGUGUCGCCGACACCCCCAGCUGCUCUGCCCCGUCCCCGAGGAGACGUGCGGCUGCUGGCAGGUUGUCCACUGGAGCGUGGUCCCCGAGGAGCCCCCCUGGGACAGAUCGGCGGUGUCCUGGGUGUCAGGCUUGCAUGGACAAGGCGUCAGGCAGGGGCAUCUGCAGCGGUGGCCCCUGGCACAGUGGCCAUCUCCUUGCUGGGGUAGCCUUGGGGGAGUGUUGGACUCCCCAGGCUGGACGCGUUGGUCUCCCAAAGGUCUGCGAAGGGGUUCUUCUGGGUGGCCAGUCCCCACCAUGGAUGGUGCUUCCACCUUACACUGGACCUGGAUGCUCCAUCUCGGCUCCUCGGGUGCCUCUUCCCCUCCCUGUGCCCUGAACCUGCUUUUAGCAUCCGUCUGGCUGGGGGUGGCCACCGGCAGAGCCUGGCCUGUCCCACCACCCCUCGCGGUGGUGGCUUAGCAGGAGGAAGAAGGAGCUGUGACGGGGACAGGAGGGAUGGAGAUGGGACUGAGGGGAGGACAGGGAGGUGCCCAGGGGAGCGGUGCACUCAGGAUGGCGUGAGGGCUGCCCGGGGCACUGGUGCGCCGCUGGCACGGAGCAGGAGGUCUGGGCAGGGCUGGGGACGUGUCACGGGAGCAGAGAUGGAGCGGUGGUGGGGAGCUGGGGGGGGCGAGGUGGGACGGCAAAGCCGCGGGCUCGGCAGGGAUCCCUCUGCGCUGGAUGGGGAUGGCGACCAGGAGGAGAAGGGGCUUGGGGCCAGGCGGCAGCAGUGGGACUCGUCCUCAGCGUGGGGAGCAGCGCUGUAGCUGUCCCCCCCGUCCUUCUGUCACCCCGUCCUUCUGUCACCUCUGUCUCAGCCCCUCUGAAAAUCCAGCACCGCGUCUCGCCCCAAGACCUUACCGUUGCACUCCAGACCCUCAGAUCUGUUUGGUUUUCCUGUAGCGAGUUUACCCUUUUCUGUAGCUUUCUGGAGGGAGGGGGGGAAAAAAAAGAAGCUGGUUCUGCCUGGAAAAGUGGAACCUCCCCCGCGAGGUUGUGCAGGGCUGCCGCAAUGGGGCUGGAGGGGGCAGAGGGAGUGAGGAGCUGGGUACCAUCCAUCCUGCAGCUAUUUCCCUCCCGCCCUGAUCCUGACACCCACCAGGACCCCCACCCUGUGCUACGCCCCCCCCCCCGCAUCCCCAUCGCCCCCCGCGCACCCCAUCUUAGCAAUACCGGUAGGAUCCCAGGAGCCCCGAGUCCCGCAGCCCUCUUAGCUCAUAAAGCUGGCCCUUUAUUUUGCUAUUACAUGCCUUAAUAUAUGUUUUAUGGAAAUUAUACAUUUAUAAUAUAUAUCUAUAUUUGGUUUUCUCUUCUUUUCUGGGAGGUACUGUUUUGUGCUAAUCUCUCUCUCCACAGGGCUGUUGGCACCAGCCCUGCCAAUGAGUUGCAAAAGCAGAUUCUUUGCCAAUCUAUCAGAGGGGGGGGAAAAAAAAAAAAAAAGAAAAUUUAAAAAAAAAAAAAAAAAGGAGAAAAAAAAAUACCUAUUUAAAAUAUAUAUAUUUUUUCUGCUUUUAUUAAAAGCAAAUUUAUUUAAAAUAAAAUAUAAAAGAGACUGUAAGUUUUAAGAGAUGACGCGUUUAUUUCCCUGUCCCCGAGUGCAGUGGCGGGGUGGCCGGGGCGGGCUCCCCAGCCCGUGUAACCGGGGCAGACCCCACUUACACUGGCUGCGGGGACACCGCCGGGACGUCCCGGCUGUGGCCCACGCCGGGGCUGGGAGCUGCCCGGUGGGGAGCCGAGGGGGCACCCAGACCCACGGGCAGCAGUUCCUCCUGGUUCUGGGGGCCGGAGGGGACGAGGAGCAUCCCCGUGCUCCGGUUCCCGGAGCCACCGGUGAGCUCCAUGCUGCGGUGGCCGGGUCUGAGCAUUCCCCAAACCGUGAGCGCAGCCCGGUGCACCACCACCCCACGGCUGCCCUGUUGUGGAACCUGGUAGUCCUUAUUUUGUGUUUUUGUUUUUUUU
Molecule: messenger RNA, 6063 nt
Organism: Chroicocephalus ridibundus (black-headed gull)
Lineage: Eukaryota; Metazoa; Chordata; Aves; Charadriiformes; Laridae
Gene: PLEKHA6
Product: pleckstrin homology domain containing A6
Exons: 26
Coding region: 252-3899 (1215 amino acids)
Source: RefSeq, a predicted model, not a curated record